Messenger RNA from Musca vetustissima, 1632 nucleotides. RefSeq lists its product as uncharacterized. Lineage: Eukaryota; Metazoa; Arthropoda; Insecta; Diptera; Muscidae. Bases 1 to 1632 code for a protein of 543 amino acids. The transcript has 8 exons. The record is from RefSeq and is a predicted model, not a curated record. Gene Ontology annotation, biological process: GPI anchor biosynthetic process. Gene Ontology annotation, cellular component: membrane; endoplasmic reticulum.
AUGAGCAUUAAAAUAUUUCUACCGCUGGAACUUUUUUACACCAAAGAAAACUGCAAUAUUUAUGGUGAAAAUAAAAUUGGCGACAACAAUUGUAUAUCGUAUUACAUUGUCUGUGCCAUAAAUGAUAAAAGGAGGGGUAGUGUGGAUGAUGAAGACAAUGAAAUCAGUGAAAAUAAUCGCUUGCAAAUUUACCAAAGAUUUCGACAUUUGGGUCACAUAGUAAAUGCCAAGGAGGCCAUAACAUUCCAACGAAAUCAGGAUGUGGCAUUAUCCUUUGUCUACGAUGAUGAGACGCCCUAUAUAUAUCUAAAUAAGCUGAGCAUUAAACCAGAAACGACGGGUAAAAUAAAUGUUUUCCUCUAUGAGGAGGGACGUAUACUUAAACUACAAGAUUUAAAGGAAUCCAUCGAUGUCCAAGGGCGAAAGGAAUCUAAUGAUGAUAGCAGCACCGAAGAUGAUGAUGAUUUACAUUAUUUAUAUCAGUUGCUACAUGUCAAGGAUAACACCUUUGUUCAUGUGGCUGGUGCAGAAGAUGGUGACCAUGCUGAAGACUUUUUUGCCUACGAUGUCAAACGUUGCAUUUUCCGAGUGUUUGAAUUGAUUUUCAAUUUUAUGAUGUGGCUGUUAACAAUAUUCCUCUAUCAGCCACCAUUUAAGUAUAUUUUUCAACACACCGUUCUAUAUGAACACUAUAAGGAAUGGAUGAAAUUUCGAAGUUGUAGAAAGCGACGUUUCAACAUUGCCUUUGAUACCUUCUUGGGUCUCUGUGUUAUGAUAAUACUAAUUUUAUAUAUUGAUAAUCCUGGUAAUUAUCUAAUCAAGUCUGCUCAUUUUAUUGUAAACAAAUUCCGUUUACUAUUGCACUCAUUAAAAGGCUCUCCGAUUGGUCUGAAACUGAAUGUGCAAUUGAAUAAUUUCCUUUUGGAAUGUUUUGGCUAUCAUGUCGAAUUGUGGGAUACAUUUUUAAAUGCUAUUGAACCAUGCAUUCGACAAUUAUUUGUGCCCAUAACAUUUUUGGGUUCCAUGGGCUUGUCCUACCAGCUGGCAUUGUUAAGCGAUAUUAUAUCAGUUAUUGGUUUACAUGCUCAUUGUUUUAGCAUUUAUGCUGCAGUAUUAUAUAAAGUGGAAAUAAAAGGUCUACAAGUUCUUUGGAAAAUGUUUUUGGGCAAACGUAAAAAUGUAUUGAAAAAUCGUGUGGAGUCCCAUAGUUAUAUGAAUCGCCAGUUAUAUUUGGGUACCGUCUUCUUUGCCUGUUUAUUGUUUCUUUUUCCAACCAUACUUACCUAUUAUGUUGUCUUUACAACGCUGCGUCUUGGCAUUGGUUUUGUUAGCUAUAUUUUAAAAAUGAUACGUCGACAAAUAUUGGAAUUUCCCAUGGAAAUGUUAUUUAAUUGGAGUGUUGGUCGUUUUUAUGACAGUGAUUCCUUGCAAUUGGAAUAUGUAGAACAUACUCCAUCACCGCUGCUACAACAGGAUACAGAAAUGAAAAUGUGCGUAUUCAAGUUGAAGGUUAAUUCGUCUUCCCUGGGUCGUGUUCUAUCCUGUCAUAGUGGUGUCCUGCAAGAGUUAGUUGCAAAUGAAAAUAAUUCCAUUAAAACAGUAUGCCAAAAAAUAUUAACGGGUACAUUUUAA